This is a messenger RNA of Closterium sp. Naga37s-1, 858 nucleotides long. Lineage: Eukaryota; Viridiplantae; Streptophyta; Zygnematophyceae; Desmidiales; Closteriaceae. The record is from the annotation of a GenBank genome assembly.
GUUCCUGGCGAACCCCUCUCCGAGGCAACUAAAGCACUCGAAUUCAGCACCUUGCAACUGCAGUCGUUCCGCCCGUUGAAGUCCUUUUGCCAGCACGUGAGCACGUGGGCGCACUACGCGCAGAGCCCUGGGCGCAUGAUCGAGACGCACCACCUGGUGGCGCGACUGACAGAGGACGUUCUUCAAUGUAUCGUCUUCGACAGUGACCAGCCCAACGCGCGCAUCGUUGGUGUGGAGUACAUCGUAUCGGAGGCGGUGUUUGAGAAGCUUCCAGAGGAGGAGAAGCACCUGUGGCACUCGCACUACUAUGAGAUAUGUGAGGGCCUGUGGGUGAACCCCGGGGUGCCAGAGACCAUGCAGCAGCAGGAGCUGAAGAAACUCGUGAAGACGUACGGCAAGUUCUGGAACACAUGGCAAUUCGACCGAGGAGACCCCCUCCCCCUCGGCCCCCCCGCCCUCAUGCUUUCCCCCCAAGACCACCCCUUGGGGCGCGUUCCCCGUGCUCUGGUGGAGCAGAGGGAUGCUUCUUUGGGGAUAGAGACGGGGGAGAAGCGGGAGCAGCGGGCGGCGCUAGUGGACAAGGAGUGGGCGGCGACGGGGAAGGACCGGGCGGCGGACUGGUGGAUGGAGAGUGGGAAGGGGUGGGUGACUGAAAUGAGGGCUGCUGAGCUGGAGAGUAUGGGGAUGGGGAAGGGUGGGGAGGAGACGGGGGGUGUGCCGUCUGUGGUUAUCGGGGGAGGGGAAGGGGAGGAGGGGAAGAAGGAAGGGGAGAAAAUGGGGAAGGAGCGUGGCAUGGGGGAGGAGGAGACGGGUUUGGCUGGUCGUCCAGCCCAGUCCUCAGUGAUUACUCUUGAGUGA